AUGGCGUCGUCAGAUAUACCUAUUGCCAUUGUUGGCAUGGCGUGCAGAUUUUCCGGUGAUGCUACCGGACCCGAGAAGCUCUGGGAUAUGCUUGCCAACGGUCGCUGUGGAUGGUCAGAAAUAUCCGAAACUAGGUUCGCGACCAAAGGCCUGUAUCAUCCGAACGGAGAGAGGAUCGGUUCGACGAAUGUUCGAGGCGGACAUUUCCUGAAAGAGGAUCCCGCGGUAUUCGAUGCGCCAUUCUUCAACCUAUCCGCCGAGGUUGCCAGUACUCUAGACCCACAGUAUAGGCUUACUCUCGAGAUCGUCUAUGAAGCAAUGGAAAGCGCGGGUAUAACCUUGUCGGAUUUCCAGGGUUCAGAUACAUCUGUGUACGCCGGGUGCAUGGUUCGCGAUUACCAUGAUACCUUGGCUCGAGAUCCUGAUACGCUGCCGCGAUACUUCAUGACUGGCAACGCGGCAACCAUGGCCUCCAACCGUGUGUCGCAUUUUUACGACCUUCACGGCCCUAGUAUGACGAUCGAUACCGGCUGCUCUACCACCUUGACUGCUUUGCACUUGGCAUGUCAAAAUCUUCGAGCAAGAGAAUCCGGCGCGUCAGUGGUCACCGGCGCCAGCCUGAUGUUGAACCCGGACGUUUUCGUGUCCAUGUCAAGCAUCGGGUUUCUCUCUCCGGACGGAAUCUCCUAUGCCUUCGACCACAGAGCAAACGGGUACGGCCGCGGCGAAGGCGUAGCCGCCAUCAUACUAAAGCGGCUUGAUGACGCGAUUGCUGCUGGUGAUCCCAUCCGGGCAAUCAUCCGCGGCACGGCCCUGAACCAAGACGGAAAGACCCCGACAAUCACGACACCUAGCCAAGAGGCCCAGGAAGAGCUCAUGCGCACCUGUUACAGACAAGCAGGUGUUGAUCCGGCGGAGACUGGUUAUGUGGAGGCCCACGGCACCGGCACACCCACCGGGGACCCCAUCGAACUGCGAGCUAUCUCCAACGUAAUUGGUGCAGCGAGUCGUGCCAAUGACAGGAGUCAACCGUUAUUAGUAGGCUCGGUGAAAACGGCAAUUGGGCAUACUGAAGCUGCAAGUGGCCUUGCGAGUAUCAUCAAGGUCGUUUUGGGUCUCGAGAAGGGACUAGUCCCUCCGAACUGCAAUUUCAAGCGCCAGAAUGAGAAGUUGGAUCUCUCGGGGUGGAACGUCACGGUAGGUCAAAAUACACCUCCCUCCAGCCCCUCCAGCGUGUGUAUUGCCACUGACUUGUCUAGAUUCCCACAACCGCUUGUGCCAUGGCCCUUGAAGGGAAGCGUACGCCGAGCUUCCAUCAACAACUUUGGGUUUGGAGGUGCGAAUGCCCCUGUUAUUAUUGAAGAGUACCGACCAGAGCCAACUCAACCGUCUACAUUGACGAUAAAUCACGACCCCAUUCCAGGAGCGAAUGGUGCUGGGAAGAGUAUCACAAUCUCCAAUACGACCAACGGAAAGAAUGGUACCUCUCAGGAUACUAGCAGGGUAUUUGCCCUGAGGGCUAGAGAUGAAGAGUCGUCAUACACCCUUGGAGAGCGUCGUUCGGUAUUCCCCUGGGUGGCAGCGUAUUCUGCCAGUUGCGUACCAAGCCUGGCCGCCGCUCUAGCAUGCGACAAAUUCGCGCCCGUCCGCACCCCUCCCCAGCCUCGGCUAGGCUUUGUAUUCAAUGGACAGGGUGCUCAGUCGUAUUCUAUGGGCCGAGAGCUGAUACACAGCUACCCGGUAUUCAAAACAAGCCUCGAGGCUCUAGACGGUUAUAUCAAGGAAAUGGGUGCCAGAUGGUCGUUGAUGGAGGAGCUCUGUCGAGACGAGGACACAACCAACGUCCGGAACCUCGAAUAUAGCUUGCCGCUGUGCUGCGCAAUCCAAAUUGCCCUCGUGGAUUUGCUUCGCUCCUGGGGUGUGCAUCCAACAGCCGUUACCGGCCAUUCCAGUGGCGAAGUGGCCGCUGCAUACGCUGCUGGGGCUCUCGAUGCCCGGUCCGCGAUAGCUAUUCCGUAUCUUCGAGGCGCUCUCUCGGCCGAAACGGAAAACAUCAUUGGAAAGGGCGGAAUGAUGGCCAUCGGCCUAGGUCGUGAAAAGUCUGAAGCGUAUAUUUCCCGUGUCCGAGAUGGUAAAGUGGGGGUGGCGUGCGUGAACAGCCAGAACAGAGUCACCGCCUCCGGAGACAUCUCGGCCAUUGCGGAACUGGAAGAUCUCCUCGCCAUGGACGAGGUGUUUUGCAGACGGUUGCGCAACCACUUGGCGGAUCUCCAAAGACUCGCAACGCCCGAGUACUGGAACGAUAACAUGCUUGGAGUCGUUGAAUUUGCGGCAUCGUUCCGGAACAUGUGUAUCUCCGGCCAGUCUGCGGAUCGAUCUGGGUCUUCUCAAAACGUCGAUGUGGCCAUCGAACUGGGUCCACAUGGCUCAUUAGGGGGUCCCAUCCAAGAUCUCCUAACGCUUCCAGAGCUCAAUGGCAGCAAAAUAUCGUACCUCAACUGCCUGGUACGCAAGAAAAAUGCGAUCGAGACUAUGCAAACGCUAGUCUGUGAGCUUCUUCGCAAGGGGUAUCCUGUCGACCUCAAGGCCGUCAACUUCCCUGGCCUUAGUCGUGACGUUCGUGUUCUCCACGACCUACCAGAAUACCCAUGGAAUCAUACUACUCGCUUUUGGCAUGAGCCACGAGUCAACAAGGCUUGGCGACAGCGAAAUGAUCCGCCGCAUGACAUUCUCGGGACCUAUCAGUCCAGUGCAAACUCUUCUACGCCGACAUGGCGAAAUAUCCUGAGAACUUCUGACCUCCCCUGGCUCCGCGACCAUGUCGUGGGAUCCAAUAUCAUUUUCCCCGGUGCCGGCUACGUAUGCAUGGCCAUCGAGGCAGCAUCAAUGCUAACAAGGCGCAAGUGUCCUGGCCGUGAAAUCAUUGGCUACAAUCUCCGCGACGUCCAAUUUGUCAAUGCUCUGGUAAUUCCCGACGUUGAAGGUCAAGAGGUCCAGCUUACAAUGUCCCAGUGCAGCGAAAGCUCCCUGGGUACUAGCGGUUGGCAAGAGUUUCGAGUUUACUCCGUCACUGGCGACAACAUCUGGUCGGAACACUGCCACGGUUCCAUCCGAGUUCAGUUCACCACUGGCAACGACACGGACAGCGAUCUUAUAGAUGAUCUAAAGUUCACAACCACCAAGAGGGAUACCAAGUCUACAACAUACAUUCGACGGGUCGAUCCAGAAGAUGUGUGGGCGGCGCUUCGAUCCGUUGGGAUCCGCCACGGGCCAGCAUUCCAGAAUAUGAGCACAGUGGUAUCUAACCGAAAGGAAAGUGUCGUCACUUUCUCCGUUGCCGGAGCCUCAUCGCCAUCGUCUGGGAAGCUACAAACGACCGAGUGUCUCGUUCACCCUACAACCCUAGACUCGGUCUUCCAGGCUGCGUAUACUGUGCUUCCCGGGUUAGGAACCAACCUCGACUCACCGUUCGUCCCUAGAUCGAUCAAGCGCUUGUGCUUGAGGCAGGACAUCAAGAAUGAUUCCGGCCACCAGUUCGAAACGCACCUGCAUAAAGGGCCCCAAAGCUCACAGUCCUUCCAGACUAACUUAGCUGUUUUUGACGGUGACGAUCCUUCUUCGGAUGCGGUGCUGGAAAUCCAGGGUCUCGCGUACCAAAGCCUGGACGGUGCCGGUAACGCACCGAAACAUGGAGAAGCGUCUAACAUCUGCAGCACCAUUCGUUGGGGCCAGGACUUGUCUUUCUCAAAGUCGAGGCAUGCCCUCGAUCAUCUGAAGUAUCCGACUGAUGAUCUAGAGAUAGCUACGAUGAUGAAGCUGCGGCGAGCAGUAGUGUAUUAUAUCCAGGAUGCCAUCAGGUCCUUAACUGACGAGGACGCCCAGAAUCUCGAAUGGCAUCAUGCCAAGCAUUACGAAUGGAUGAAAACCCAAUUGGCGCUGGCCUCGAAAAAUAACCUGGGGUCGGAAAGCUCGAACGUCAAUGGCGAAAUGAUCCAACGAAUUGGGCCUCGCAUCCUGCCACUAUUGAGACGAGAAAUCACGCCACUUGAGCUAAUGCUCGAGGGCGGCCUUCUAUAUCGCUAUUACCUCCGUGCCCUCAAGUGGGAUCGUUCAACUCGUCAGAUUGCUGAGCUGGUCAAAACUGUCGCGCACAAGCACCCCCGGGCGAAGAUCUUGGAGAUCGGAGGAGGCACAGGCGGCGGCACCCAGGCCAUCCUCGACGCCCUCGGACGUGAUGGCGAUGAUGAGGGAGCUCUCUUCGGUCAAUACGACUUCACUGACGUGUCCCCGGGAUUCUUCGAAGCUGCCCGCAAACGCUUCGAGCCCUGGAAGGACCUCAUGACAUUCCGGAAGCUGGACAUCGAGAACGAUCCGGCGCAGCAAGGAUUUGAUUGUGGCUCAUAUGACAUUAUUGUCGCGUGUCAAGUGCUCCAUGCGACGAGGUCUAUGGAUAAUACGAUGGGCAAUGUUCGUCGUCUGCUGAAACCUGGAGGAAAGUUUGUCCUCAUCGAGACAACCCAAGACUCGUUGGAUGUUUUCCUGGCAUUUGGAUUUCUCCCAGGCUGGUGGCUAAGUGAGGAAGAAGAGCGCAAGACUUCACCGUCACUCACUGUUCUCUUCUGGGACAAAGUGCUCCGCCGGACUGGCUUUACAGGAUUAGAUUAUGAGCUUCGCGAUUGCGAGGACAAAGAAUUUUACAGCUUCAGCGUGAUGAUGUCCACUGCGAAACCCAACCCUCCGAUCUACCAUCACAAUGUGGUCCUUGUCUGCGCAUCCGAUUCCCCACCGCUAGACUGGCUGCAUAGCAUCCAGGCUGAACUGUCUACCGUAAUCGGCACUCCGCCGGAGAUCAAGACGCUGAAUUCUGUUUGCGCCCAGGGAAAGACCUGCAUUUACCUGGGUGACCUGAACAAGGUUAUUCUAGCUGACAUGGAUGCGGAUCAGUUUGCUGCUGUGAAGGAAAUGGCCACCGCCUGUGAGGGUCUUCUCUGGGUUACAAGAGGUGGUUCCAUAGAGUCUGAGGAACCGGAGGCAAGUAUAAGCCAUGGAUUGCUGAGAACUUUGAGGCAUGAAUAUCGUGGGAAACGGUAUGUAACGCUCGAUGUCUCCCCACAGCGGUCGCCAUGGACCCCCGAGACUGCAGCAGCCAUCUGCGACGUUCUUUCUGCUGCAUUUGAUUCGAGCUCCGAGAGUCUUACGCGAGAUUGGGAGUACUGUGAACGGCAGGGUUUUAUUCACGUCCCGCGACUCUUCACAAGCAAGACCCCCAACGACUACGUUGGACGAAGCGACACUGUGUUUUUGGAGCCAACGAUAGAACCCUUGAGUACGCUAGACAGUCCAGUUCGGCUACGUCGUGGGGUUCUCGGAGGCCAAGAUACUCCCCUUUUCAUUGAGGAGGUCAGCCGACGCCCUGAUGAUGAGUUACCUCCUGGCUACCUCGAAGUUAGCCCGAAGGCAUUCGGGCUGAACACACACGAUCCGGUUGCUACCGGCAUCCUUGACCCUUUGGAAGGAGGAGCUAGUUUGGAAGCAUCCGAGUGCUCAGGGGUCAUCACCUGCCUCAGCAGCGAGGCCGCUAACCGGGGUUUCAAUGUCGGGGACCGGGUGUGCUGUUUACUCUUCGACGGCUGGACCUCUCGCUCUCGGGUGCAUUGGUCAAGCGCUGCUAAAAUUCCCGAUGACAUGACAUUUGAAGUUGCGGCAACCCUACCUGCCUCCUUAGUGGCUGCCUAUAUAUCUCUGCUCGAAGUGGCGAAGCUUGACAAGGGAGAAGCGGUCUUGAUUCAUUCAGCGGGAAGCGAGCUCGGACAAUCUGCUAUAAAGCUCUGCUGUUGGAUCGGGGCCGAUAUUUAUGCCAUUGUUGACACCAAGCGAACGUGUCAACUUCUCAUGGAAACCCUACAGAUUCCAGAGAGUAACAUCUUGUCGAGUCGGCACGUUUCCUUCUCUUCGGCCAUCAUGGAAAAGACUAACGGCAAAGGCGUCGAUGUUGUGCUGAAUUCUCUGCCUGGCCCGGACAUCCAGGAGAGUUUCGACUGCUUGGGAGACUUCGGGCGGUUCAUCGAACUGGGCAAGGCGGAUUUGGGAUACCACAAUCAGCUUUCCAAGGCUACUUUCCGCCCCAAUACGGCGUUCAACGCUGUUGACUUGGUGGCUUGGGCAUCGAGACGGCCAGAGAUUGUAUGCCGGGCACUUAACGAAGUUGUCCGUCUAGCGCACGAAAAGUUCGUUGCAGUGACAGAGUCAAUUACGACGUACCCAAUCUCCUGCCUUGCUGAAGCUCUCAGCUCCAUGCAAACAGGUCAGCAUCGCGGCAAGGUCGUGAUUACCGUCGGCGACUCUGACUUGGUCUCACUCAGGGGAGAUGUAUCAUACCUCAUAGUUGGUGGUAUGGGCGGUAUCGGAAGGUCAUUCUGCGAAUGGAUGGUCGAACGUGGCGCGAAGAAUCUCAUCAUCAUGUCGCGGAACGCGUCCAUGGACAACUUUCUCGCUGAGUUACAAUGUAACGCGCGUGCAGUGGCAUGCGAUGUCUCGGAUGAGACGCAGCUUGCCAGGGCGCUGGCUAGUUGCGCAGACAUGCCCCCCAUUCGGGGCGUAUUCCAAGCUGCCAUGGUCCUGCAAGAUUCUGUGUUUGAACAAAUGACACUCGACGGCUUCAAAGCUGUUGUGGCACCCAAAAUACUCGGAAGCAGAAACCUGCAUCGGCAGUUCCCCGACGUGGACUUCUUUGUCAUGUUCUCAUCCAUCCUUGGCGUUACCGGAUCUCCGGGUCAGGCCAACUAUACUGCUGGCGGAGCUUACCAAGAUUCCCUUGCUCGUUUUCGAAGAGCAAGAGGUCUACAUGCAGUAUGCAUCGAUCUGAGCAUGGUUCAAUCUGUUGGCUACGUCGCGGGCGACCACCGCAUCUCCAAUCGUUUAUCACAGAACGGGAUCACAAUGCUGCAGGAGGAAGAAGUACACCGCAUCCUAGAUCAUGCACUCCUGCACCCACACAACGAACAAAUUGUCACGGGUAUUAAGCCUAGGUCGAGUGGCGCUGAUGGGCACGAUGGAGGCUGGCUUCAAGACAGCCGCUUCGACGCCCUUCGAUGCCGAGAGUCUUCUCAUCAAGCCGCGGCCACGCCCGUCGAGAAAGACGCCAAACUUCGCGGUCUCCUUUCUAGUGAGAUGAGCUUUGGCGAAGCCUCGUCGUCCAUCCUCGGCGGACUAUCAAAGGAAAUCAUGAACAUGUUCGGCACAGAGGAGGUUGACGUGUCCAAGGAUCUUACUGCGCACGGUGUUGACUCGCUUGUUGCAGUGGAAAUUCGAAAUUGGCUCGUAGCGCAAACUGGAGUUGAAUUGUCUAUCUUAGAUCUGAUCCAGAGCAAGUCGUUGACGGAGCUGGCAGAACUCGUGGCGGUUCAGCUUGCGUACCGGGCAGAGGGAAGAGACGUGGUCGUGAACGGGUUAAAGGACGGGGUUCAUACAUGA
Scedosporium apiospermum is the source of this 7473-nucleotide messenger RNA. Its product is annotated as LovF. The record is from RefSeq and is a predicted model, not a curated record. Lineage: Eukaryota; Fungi; Ascomycota; Sordariomycetes; Microascales; Microascaceae. Gene Ontology annotation, biological process: secondary metabolite biosynthetic process; fatty acid biosynthetic process. Gene Ontology annotation, molecular function: fatty acid synthase activity; phosphopantetheine binding; 3-oxoacyl-[acyl-carrier-protein] synthase activity. The coding region runs from base 1 to 7473 and encodes 2490 amino acids. The transcript has 13 exons.